UGUGCAUUCUAUUCUGCAUUCAUCAUUGGGGCUUCAAUGGCAGGGGCAAUCAACGCUAAUGACACAUCUAAAAGGUAUGCAGUUGUGACAGGAGGAAACAAAGGGAUUGGGUUUGAAAUAUGCAGGCAGUUAUUAGGUUCUGGUGAUGGAGUUACGGUGGUUUUGACUGCCAGAGACGAGCAGAAGGGAAAGGAAGCUGUGGAGAAACUCAGAGCUUUUGACUUCUCCCAUGGUGAUGUGCUCUUUCACCACCUCAAUGUUACCGAUCCCUCCACCGUCUCUACCCUUUUUCAUUUCGUCAAAACCAAUUUUGGAAGACUUGAUAUUUUGGUGAAUAAUGCUGGAGUUAGUGGAUUGGAUAUUGAUGAAAACGUUUUAAAAUCUUCAGAGGGAGGUCAAGUCCAUUGGUCCAAAGCACUUUUCCACACUUAUGAGUUGACUGCUGAAUGCAUUGAGAUAAAUUACUAUGGAUCAAAGAGAAUGACUGAGGCAUUUCUUCCCCUCCUUCAAUUGUCUAAAUCUCCCAGAAUAGUAAAUGUCAGCUCUGCUGAGGCAAAAUUGGAGAAAAUACAUGAUGAGUGGGCCAAAGGAAUAUUAAACAAUGUUGAAAGUCCACCUGAAAAGCUUGAUGAAGUGGUGAAUAAAUACUUGGAAGACUACAAAAAUGGUCGCUUAGAACAUACUGAAAGGUUUCGAGUCCCGUCGGCCUACUCCGUUUCCAAAGCAACUAUGAAUGCUUAUGCAAGAACCAUAGCACACAAAUAUCCUUGUUUGCAGGUCAACUGUGUCAACCCUGGCUAUGUUAAGACAGACUUAACCUAUAACAGCGGUCUGAUUACGGUGGAGGAAGGAGCUCAGAGUAUUGUGAGAGUGGCUCUACAGCCUGAAGAUGGACCUUCUGGCGUCUUCUUUGAUCGUCAAGAAAUUAUAUCAUUUUAAUAACUUCGAAUUAAUUCCAAUUAUGGUCUCAUCUCUCGCUUAUUAUAUUGUGUUUUCUAUUUUGAUUUUCAUGUUUGAAAUAUGUGUUUAAUUUUUUUUCAUUAUGUGGUCUCUAAAGACUUAAUAAGACCGAGAGAAUUGAGAUUGGUAUCAAUAAUUUAUGUUUGUA
Molecule: messenger RNA, 1108 nt
Organism: Ipomoea nil (Japanese morning glory)
Lineage: Eukaryota; Viridiplantae; Streptophyta; Magnoliopsida; Solanales; Convolvulaceae
Product: (+)-neomenthol dehydrogenase-like
Exons: 5
Coding region: 37-939 (300 amino acids)
Cellular component (GO): membrane
Source: RefSeq, a predicted model, not a curated record